UUACCCUUCACUUUCUAGAUUUCAUUUUUUUUUUCCAAUUUUGUUCCUGUUAAAACUCUCUCUCUCUCCCUCUGCUCCGUCGAGAGACACCCCCUCCUCCCUCUCCCUCUCUGGAUCGAAUUCCCCACCAGAAAAAAAACCUAAGAAAAUCCUCAAAAUCUAUCAUAUUUUCUGGUUUUAAUUCUUCAUCUUUACUUGGAAAAUAAGAAAGGAAAAGGAAAAGCUUCGUUUUUUCUUGCUCUGUAUCUCGAGGAUUCGAUACCAAGAGACUGUCGGUUGCGUUCUGGGAGAAACCAAUUUAGGGUUUUACUUCUUUAAUUUCCAUUCAAUUAUCGUCUUCUCCUUCUUCUUCAGGUUCUUUUCUCUUCAAUUACGUAUCUUGAUUGAUCUGUCUAUUCGUUUUUUAUAUUCUAUUUAUCGCAAACCCUAAUUAAUUAGGAAAAAAAAAGAAAAAAAACUUUGACUGGUUGUAUAGAUAAAACAUCGUCGUAUCCAUUGGUUAUUGUUUUUUUUUUACCUACAACAAGAAACUCUUUGAAAUUUUUGGUUGCGUUGUUUUAGUUUGCUAUCCGGAAUCGAGGAUUUUCUUGUUGGGUCCCUUUUUCUUAAUCCUCUUCUUUCUAUCUUUGAUUUUUUUUGUUUGAUUAGAUUUUUUUUUGCCUUUUUGGGGUUGCUAAGAAUAUCUUGUUAACAUACACAAGAAAAAAAAUUGGGAUUCGGUUAGCGUAGAAUGGCGUUGAAUUUUUCGCAUAGACCCCUCUUUCCUCGUCUAUCUGAGGAUAAUUUGGUUUCACCGAUGAGGAUUUCGAUACAGGAGAAAGUGGAGGAUUGUUUUGAUUAUGGAAGGGAUAGGAGUGGCUCACAGGAGUCUGUGCAUAAGGAUAUUCUUGAUCUUUUGCCUUCCGAUCCCUUUGGCAUGGAUAUAAGUACGACAUUUACUGCUGUUACGGGGUGGCUUGAGGAUCUGGAGGUGGAUUAUGGUGGUUAUGGUAGGGAUCGGGUUUCCACGAGAGAUGGAAAUUACCAGUUGUUUGCUGACUUGAAUUUUAUUUGCAAUAAUGCCAUGUGGUUUCAACAAUUUCCUGGGAACAUGGGGUUCGAUUUAUCUAACGUAGUGGGUGGGUAUGGUGAUGAGCGUUCGGAGGCGAAUGAAGUUGGGAAUGCACCUCAUCAAGAGGCUCCUGGAUCAGAUUGUGACAUGGAGGAUGUUUUGAGUCCGGGGAAUGAAAUCAUAGACAAUGAAACUGUUGGGGUUGUGGAUGAGAGCAGUGGAGAAUUCCAAAAUGGUCAUUUGGUUUGCUCUGAGGGAGAUAAAGAAGCUCCUCAUGCAGCUUUUGCUUUUGCUCUUGGUUAUCUGGGUGUGCGGGAUCUUCUUGUUGUUGAAACUGUUUGCCGAUCCCUGCGUUCCACUGUUCAAAGUGACCCGCUUUUAUGGAGGAGUAUCCACAUAGAUCAACCAUUGAAUGAGAAGAUCACUGAUGAUGUUCUUUUGCAGUUAACUAAUAGGGCUCAAGGCAACUUGCAAUGUUUGAGCCUAGUGGAGUGUCCAAGGAUUACUGAUGACGGGUUGAAGCAUGUGCUCGAAAAUAAUCCAAGGCUGACCAAGUUGAGUGUACCUGCAUGUACAAGACUCAGCAUCGAGGGCAUUGUAACUAGCUUAAAGGCAUUCAAAGCUACGGGGACUCAUGGGGUGAAGCACUUGCGCAUUGGUGGGCUCUAUGGUGUGACACAGAAGCAUUUUGAAGAGUUAAUGUUCUUGUUGGGCCCAGAUAGCCACAUCCAACAGAAUGCUCACAAGCCACAUUUUUAUCACAGAGGAAAUCUUUAUCUGUCAUGUGAGGAUGAUCGUGCAAUUGAUAUUGAAAUGUGCCCAAGAUGCCAGAACCUGAGGCUAAUUUAUGAUUGCCCUGUAGAGGGUUGCCAGGGAAAAGAGCAUCCCUCUCAGGCUUGCAGGGCUUGCAGCCUUUGCAUUGCACGAUGUGUUCAGUGUGGCCGGUGUAUUAAUGACAGUGAAUAUGAGGAAACAUUUUGUCUGGAGUUGCUUUGUUCAGAUUGUUGGAAACAGCUGCUGAAAUGCUAAGAGAUGCAGGAUAGGAAGAUUGGCCCCCUCAAGUCUCUUGAGCUCCAUAAAUCUUACUGCAGUCUUCGUGUUCAUUGCUAGAGACAGAUAAGCCUGCUUAUGUGUUCUGUUUACUAGUUCAGAAUCAGUGAUCAUCCAAGAAGAAAAUAUGAGGCAGCCUUCAAGUUGGCGAGCCUCUCUGGUGCAGCUGUUAGACUUCAAGUUGGGAUAGGUUCAUUUGGAGUCAAGUAUAUGCGAAUUUAUUUUAUUUUGUGGAAAAGGAGAUGCAACAAAAAAAAGUGAAACAGAAACCGAAAAGAGAACAGAUAGCAACGGAUUUUGAGUGGUUGAUUAGUUCUCCAUGCACUGUUGGCAGCCAAGUAUCACUCUUGUCCGUGGUUUUUUUUUUUUAUCAUACCUAGUAAGAGAGGAUCAGUUUCACCUCUGUGUGUUGUUCAGAGCUGGCAUAUGUACCUGCAUGGAAGUUGGGGUGUGGCACAUUAAGCGCUCUCAGGGUUAUGUAUAUUUCUUUGAUGAUUGAAAUUGUGGUGUCUGUCAUUGUUCCUAAUAAACUUUUAUAUUGUCCCCAUCAGAGCAACCGCUGGAUUUUUCAUUAUCUGUGAAUCUCAGCGUAUAUCAGUGAUCUCUCUGUCGCCAGAAUAGAGUGAUCAGUUUUCCUGCUGUGCACGAUUUCAUAUGAUGCUGAUCUCUGUCUAACCGUUAUUGGUACAUGGUGUGCAGUUUCAGAACAUGCCUUUUUUUGGCAAGCGCUGUCAGCUUUGGACUGCGGGACCAUGGGAUGAUCUGCUGCUUUUGUUACUGGUAGAUUGCUAGUUUGAUAUGUGAUCUUAUUCUUGGCUCCUAGCUUGCUUUCCUUGUAGAAUCUAUUUUUCCCAACCAUGGUGGAUAUGUAUUAACUUUGAUAUUAUGGAAUUGUAUUUUAGUGCUUCCAUUGAAAGAUUUUAUGGGCCCAAUAGUGGGUGCCGAACUGUCUCCUCACCUUUUCAAUUAUGAAAAGAAAAGAAUAUGCGUUUCUA
Messenger RNA from Populus trichocarpa (black cottonwood), 3096 nucleotides. Its product is annotated as F-box protein SKIP14. The coding region runs from base 731 to 2080 and encodes 449 amino acids. The record is from RefSeq and is a predicted model, not a curated record. NCBI's taxonomy places the organism in Eukaryota, Viridiplantae, Streptophyta, Magnoliopsida, Malpighiales, Salicaceae. The transcript is spliced from 2 exons. Gene Ontology annotation, molecular function: protein binding. Gene Ontology annotation, cellular component: cytoplasm.